Messenger RNA from Equus quagga, 5719 nucleotides. RefSeq names its product SH3 domain containing ring finger 2 (gene SH3RF2). The transcript has 11 exons. Gene Ontology annotation, biological process: positive regulation of JNK cascade; negative regulation of apoptotic process; protein ubiquitination. Gene Ontology annotation, molecular function: ubiquitin protein ligase activity; protein phosphatase 1 binding. The record is from RefSeq and is a predicted model, not a curated record. NCBI's taxonomy places the organism in Eukaryota, Metazoa, Chordata, Mammalia, Perissodactyla, Equidae. Bases 208 to 2424 code for a protein of 738 amino acids. Gene Ontology annotation, cellular component: nucleoplasm.
UAAAGUUCUCAAAGCGCUGGCAGCGGCAGCUCUUGUGGAAAAGGAAGCGAGUUGGAGGGAGCCCGGCCGAGCAGAGGAUCAGCUGGGGUUACAAGCUCAAGGCAGGAAUUCUGAGGCUCUCAAGAGACCGGCUCUGCCCCCUUGGCUCAGCUGACCCUACAAUGCGGACUCUGCCUUUCCAGGUCAGGACUGGAGCUUUAAAAUAAAAUGGAUGAUUUGACGUUACUUGAUCUUCUGGAGUGCCCCGUUUGCUUUGAGAAGCUCGAUGUCACAGCCAAAGUCCUGCCUUGCCAGCACACCUUCUGCAAACCAUGUCUACAGAGGAUUUUCAAGGCCCACAAGGAGCUGCGGUGCCCCGAAUGCAGGACCCUGGUGUUUUGCAGCAUCGAGGCCCUGCCGGCCAACCUGCUGCUCGUGCGUCUUCUGGAUGGUGUGCGCUCGGGGCAGAGCGCGGGGAGAGCCGGCUCCUUCCGCAGGCCCGGUGUGCUGACCUCGCAGGACAGCAGGAAAAGCAGGACUAGCCCCAGAGGGCUGCAGUCCAGCCCUUUCCGCCUGGUGCCUAAUAUCAGGAUCCACAUGGAUGGGGUGCCUCGAGCAAAGGCCUUAUGUGACUACCGAGGGCAGAAUCCCGGUGACCUGAGGUUUAACAAGGGAGAUGUCAUCCUCCUCCGGAGACAGCUUGAUGAGAACUGGUACCAGGGAGAGGUCAACGGAGUCAGUGGGGUCUUCCCAGCCAGCUCCGUGGAAGUCAUCAAGCAGCUGCCCCAGCCGCCCCCACUCUGCCGGGCCCUCUACAACUUCGACCUACGAGACAAGGACAAGAGUGAGAGCCAGGACUGCCUGACCUUCCUCAAGGAUGAUAUCAUCACUGUGAUCAGCAGAGUGGAUGAGAACUGGGCAGAAGGAAAGUUAGGAGAUAAAGUAGGCAUCUUCCCAAUCUUGUUUGUAGAGCCAAACCUCAGUGCAAGACACCUCUUAGAGAAGAACAAAGGCCGUCAGUCAUCCCGCACAAAAAACCUGUCCCUGGUGGCCUCACCCUCCAGAGGCAAAGCAGUCAACACGCCCACCCUCCGAAGGGGCCCUGGAUCCAGGCGGAAGGGCCCCGGGCAGUUCUCCAUCACGACGGCCUUGAACACUCUCAACAGGAUGGUCCAUUCUCCCUCGGGGCGGCAAAUGGUGGAGAUCAGCACCCCAGUGCUUAUCAGUUCCAGCAACCCCUCUGUGAUCACCCAGCACAUGGAUAAAGCAGAUGUUCCUCCCAGCUCUGUGGGGCAGGUCAGCACUUAUCACCCUGCACCUGCCUCCCCAGGACAUUCCACGGCCAUCGUCAGUCUGCCCGGCUCCCAGCAACACCUCUCAGCUAACAUGUUUGUAGCCCUGCACUCCUACUCAGCCCACGGACCUGAUGAGCUGGAUCUGCAGAAGGGAGAGGGCAUCAGGGUCCUGGGGAAGUACCAGGACGGCUGGCUCAGGGGCGUCUCCUUGGUCACUGGACGUGUCGGCAUCUUCCCCAACAACUAUGUCAUCCCCAUUUUCAGAAAGACAUCUAGCUUUCCAGAUUCCCGGAACCCUGGUCUCUACACCACAUGGACGUUAUCCACCUCCUCUGUGUCAUCCCAAGGUAGCAUUUCAGAAGGUGACCCUCGGCAAGGCCGCCCCUUCAAGUCUGUCUUCGUGCCCACCGCCAUAGUCAACCCUGUACGGAGCACGGCCGGCCUGGGGGCUUCAGGACAGGGCUCUCUUCGGAAAGGGCGGGGCAGCAUGAGAAAGAGUAAGUGGUGGCAGAGAGAUGGAUCCCUGCAGAGACCUGUCCAGCCAGGGAACCCCACCCUUGUGGUGGGCUCCCUCAGGCGCAGCCCGACCAUGGUCGUACGGCCUCAGCAGUUCCAAUUCUACCAGCCACAGGGAGUCCCCUCCUCACCCUCGGCAGUGGUGGCAGAAAUGGGACCCAAGCCCACUCCCACUGGGGAGCCUGCCCUCACGUGCGUCAGCAGGGGCAGCGACACCAGGAUCCACUCGGCAGCCAGUUCCCUCAUCAUGGAAGGCAAGGAAAUGCCCAUCAAGAGUGAGCCUCUACCCAAACCACCUGCAUCUGCCCCACCGUCGAUCCUGGUGAAGCCAGAAAACUCAAGAAAUGGCACCGAAAAGCAAGUCAAAACCGUGAGAUUUCAGAAUCACAGCCCUCCUCCCACCAAACACUAUACCUCCCACUCCGCCUCCGGAAAGCCUGAGCAGCCAGCCACCCCUAAGGGGCCCCAGCCUGAAGCAGCCCCCUUGGGCCCAGAGAUGACCAUCCUAUUCGCCCACCGAAGCGGCUGCCAUUCUGGACAGCAGACAGACCUCCGGAGGAAGUCAGCUUUUGGCAAGACCAUGACCCCGGUGUCCACUGCCUCAGCCACGCAGACCGUGUUUCCCAGCAAAUGAAUCUACGGGUGGCUUUUCCUAGACCCCAGAGAGACCCUGCCUUGGUAAUCUUCCGAGGAGGAGCCAGCAACAACUGGGACACUGAAGAGAACAAAUGAUCUGUUUGAAUGGAAACUGCUCAAUGGAGAGUUGUGGACCAUAAGAUAUUCCUCGGACAUCAGGGAUGAUACAGGAAUACCAGUAGGCUGGCUUCCAAGACAGAGAGUAAUAGGAGAAAGAGCAAGUCUGUCUUUACCCAUAGAGUCAAUGGGUGGUAGGUCAGGAUGGAGAAAAGCAAAUGAGUCAUGUGCUGUUACAGGUUACACAAGACUCCCAUCCAUCCUCUAAUUCCAUUCUGUUGUCAAAGCCAAACUUUAUCUUGCCAAUUUCUCUCACUUUGGCACCUAACCAACAAAUGAAAAACUUGGACAUCAAACGCCUUCCAGCUCUGUGACUGGCCUGUCUGUCCAGCUCAGAUUUAGAGCCAUGCAGGGGAUGGCAUAAUAUUCUUCUCCUGGGUGUUCUUCACAAUGUCCCUAGCCUUCACCCACUCCCCUGACUCCCAACCAGGCAUCUUGCAUCCCUCCGCCACAUCCUCAUCCUUUUCCAUUCCAAUUCCAUCCUGUUUCUCCCCCCAGCACCUUCUGAUCCAGCGGGUUUCUCUUAGAACAUACUGAUCAAGGAAAUAAGGACCUGGAACAUAAAGAAUCUCAGACAAGAAGAAUCCGUGGCGUUAUAAGAGAGACACCACAGACGGCAAUGCUUACAGAGAGGCUAUUUCAAGUCCAAAAAUAUAAAAAUUAGUUACAAUAUGCAUUCCUUUUUGUUCAGAAAUAAGUCAUCUUAAAGGACAAGUCAUUAGAAGAUAUUCUACCCCUGGUUUGAAAAAACUAAUUUAAAAGGCAAAUUUUACAUUAUCUGUGCUAAACAGAGAGAGACAUUGCACAGAUAAAUGAAAUUCAGAAAUACCCUGAGACUCUUUGAGCCAUACAUUUUCAUCUUCUAGCUUAUCUUAAGACAUCAACAAGAAUUUCAUUUUUAAAAGCACAUGCUGCACUGAUUAUCAAAGACAAUGAAAGAAUGCAUCAUUAUUUGGAUACGUUAGUUGUUUUAAAGUUCAGGAUUAUAAUUUUGCACUGAAGCAUCCUCAGUCUCUCAUCCAGUCCUGCUUAUAAGCAGGAGCAAGCAUCAGCUAAACUAUGAGCAGAGCAAGGAUUAUAUUUUGUGGUUACACAAAUGUUUUCUUCUAUGUGAAACUGUCACAUGAAGAUUCAAACUAGCACUCAUCUCUCAAUGGGAUGAAUAACUUGGACUUGUUAAUCACAGUCUUCUCUUAGUUAACCCAAGGGGAAGGUGAUAAUAAGCAACAAGAAGCCCCGAAGUAUUGGCUUUAUCUGCCAAGUGGUGAGUGGGAAGGCAAGAGGUAUGAUGAGACCACCAAAAGGAUAAUUCAGUGAUGACAUCUCCUUCUCACACAUGGUCAAUGAUGGUGCUGCCAAUUGUCGGUCACCCGUUGUCUCUGAACUGCUGUGACUAAAUGUUGGUUCCAUUUCUUCUAGGAUAAAUUCAGGUUUGCUUGGCUCCUCUUUAGCCUCAGCAGCAAUGAAUAUAGAGAUGCUGCCUUCAGAGUCUGGAAUCUACUUGUUACUACCAUGAGGCCUUACAGCCUACCUAUAAAUAGGUUUUCAUGACUUUAUUUUCCAGGGCAAAGUCAUAGAAUGUCAGAGUUAGAAGGAAUUUUACUUCUAUCAAUGAUGUAUGAAAAGGUUAAGUAUGGGCAAACUGCCCACACAAAAGCAAGUUGUAUAAACUGGGGGGAACAACAUAGCUUUUAAUCCCCAGAAACCAUUAGAUCACAUUGGCUAAUUACAGCCUUGUCUUCAAGGCCCUCUCGCUCGGUUUUCUUCUAUUGGCUUCCCCCUCCUCACAUUUAGAGCAACAGGAAACCACCACUCCUAAUUUUUCCACUUGCUGUUUUUUAAGUCUCUGGGAACUUUCCAUGGCUUAUAGUGGAGGAUUUCAUAGAGAUUUAGCUUUUCCUUUGAACCUGCUUAGCCAAUCAACCAAAUAUUUUCUUAAAACACAAAAUGAAGAAUCCAAUUUGUUCCCAGCCAGCCAAGAAGCUUAGAAAAUCUCCCCAUCUCCUAAGUUUUCAUUUCUGGACUGUCAGUUCCAACACAUAGAUUCCAAAUAUCAUGGGUCAAAAGUGGUAGAGGUGGUGGGGAGGCACAUAAGGAUGAAUUAGAAUGAUUAGAACGAGGUCAGCCCAGAAAUCUACCCUAGAAUAGUUUGCUGACCAUGAAGUCUGAGUUUCGUCUCCUGGAAUUGUCGCUCUUCUUACUACAUGUGGGGUCAGGAGGAGGGGGUAUUGUUUAGGGAAAAAAAGAUGGAAGGGGAGAAAAAUUCACUCCUCCAUGGAAAUAUAAGCAGAAAACCUACAGACUCUUGUGUCUUUGCUUGUUUUUUUUCAGUACAGUGUUUUUAAUAGACCAAAAGAGAAUCUGUAUGAGGUAAUAUGUAUGUGAAUAAUGUUUAUAAAAAGGGUAUAAUAUGUUAGUCAUUAUGGACUAUUGUAUAAAUAAACCUUAGAUAUAUAAAAUAUAUAAAUGUUUAAAAAUUAUUUUACAGGGCAGUGGACACUUAACGACUUUCAAACUUUUUACUUCUUUGUUCCAAAAAAUAGAGAGUUCCAGGGCUGGCAGCUUAUUUCCUUAGUCUAUUCCACUGUAAAGCCAGGGGAUUUGGGGGGGUUUUGUUUGUUUUCUGGUUUUAUAAUUUAUGAUCUGUGUGGAUUACUUUGAAAUGCCUGUUACAUAAGUGUUGGUGCUGUUUACCCACAUGGAGUCAUCAGAAAUCUGUUCCACGCUUUGCGUGGAAUUUUCUAAUUCUAAACCAAAAGGAAUUUUCUAGUGAGAAGAAAAAUACACAGAAUAUGCCUUCACUGUUGGGUAACUCUCACAUUUGUACCACUGACAGCUUUCUGUAAGUCUGAGGAAAUGGGGAGUUUAAUAUCAGAGUUGUUGUGUCUCACUUAAAUAUUUGAUGUUAUAUAACUUUUCUCCUGGGAAGAAAGCACAUAUUUUUGUUAACUCCUUUUUUCUUGGACUUGACAUAUUCUAGAGGAAACUAGGAGUCCUGGCCCUCAGCCACCUUGCUUCAGGACCACUCUCUACCAUCACUUUUCAAAGAACCAUCCACAUAUUAAUUCCCCAUUUUAUGUUCUGUGCUUCAGUGGUGGAAUCAAUGUUUUUAGAGCCGAGAGUUUUCCUUUUCUGGGGCUUGAGGCUCUAAUGAAGUGUUAAGUUUGCCCUUUUCC